Messenger RNA from Ictalurus punctatus (channel catfish), 6318 nucleotides. RefSeq names its product fibronectin leucine rich transmembrane protein 2 (gene flrt2). Gene Ontology annotation, molecular function: protein binding. The coding region runs from base 827 to 2821 and encodes 664 amino acids. The record is from RefSeq and is a predicted model, not a curated record. NCBI's taxonomy places the organism in Eukaryota, Metazoa, Chordata, Actinopteri, Siluriformes, Ictaluridae. The transcript has 2 exons.
AGAGAGAGAGAGGAGGGAUCUAGAAGUGAGAGAGACAGACAGUGAGAGUGAGAGUGGAGGAGUGAAGACCGGAGCUCCGACACUUUUUCUCCACUUUUCCUCUCAUUCUUCUUGUAUAUUUCUCUCUCUCAUGUCUCGCGCUCGCUGUGGAAUUCGGUAAGGGGUCGCGCGCGGUUUAUCGGGGGAUCUGCAGAACCGGAGCCGCAGUGAGUGAGGAAAGGAGGAAAGAGAGAAAAAGAAGAAGAAAAGAAAGAAGACAGGAUGUGUAGGUGUCCGACACAGAGCGCGAGCUCCUUUUCAUUACCCACCCGGGUUUACCGAACCGGAGCGGAUUUCCAGAGCGCGUGAAGAACAGAACAGAGGAAUUACUGAGUGGAUAAAGUGCAGAAGUGUGAGCUGGAUGAGUGCACGCGCGAGGAGAAAGGUCCUGGGCUCCAGAUGUCCCACCGCCUGAAAUUGUCCUGGGUUGACACCCAGUGGAGUGUAACAGAGAGGAAAGGAGGAGUUGUGGGCUUCUCAACUUCUCAGCUCCAGGGCUGCCGUUGCAAUUUCACACAGGCUCUGGGCCAAACGAGUCCUGCCGUGCUUUGAUAUUUUAGCAUGGAUGGCGCCAAUCACGGAACCUCUGCCCUCAAAAACGAGACCGUGGUGCUGAGGUGGAGGACUAGCAAUUAUCCAAGGAUUAACCCUGGACUUCCUCUCUGCGAAAUCUGCAUUAGUGCGUUCCUAUAAAGCACCUCGCUGGAUUUACUUCUCCUUAAACCACAGAUUUUGUGGGUGGCUUUGAGGUUUUUUUAAAAAUUUCUUUCUUUCUCAUUUUCCCACAAUGGAGUUCCAAGUUGGACUGUGGAAUAAUGACUGGACCUCAUUUGUUCGAUUUUGGUUUACCGUAUUGCUGAGCUUGCAUGUGCAGUUCGAUCCCGUUGCAUCAUGUCCCAAAGAGUGUCGUUGCGACAAAACAUUCAUUUACUGUAAUGAGAGAAGUUUAACAUCUGUGCCUCUGGGUAUUGGGGAGGGAUACAAGAUCCUCUACCUCCACGACAACCAGAUCAACAGCGCUGGAUUUCCAAUAGAACUUCACAACGUGGCAUCGGUGGAGACUGUCUACUUGUACGGGAACCAGCUGGACGAGUUCCCCCUCAACCUUCCCAGAAAUGUAAAAAUACUCCAUUUACAGGGAAACAACAUUCAGACCAUUUCUAGAGCAGCACUUGCCCAGCUACCCAAGCUGGAAGCACUGCAUUUGGACGACAACUCCAUCUCCACAGUUGGGGUGGAGGAAGGAGCUUUUCGGGAAGCGGUAAACCUUAAGCUUCUCUUCCUCACCAAGAAUCACUUGAGCAGUGUUCCUAUCGGAUUACCAGCAGAUCUUACGGAACUGCGUCUGGAUGAAAACCGCAUUGCCGAGAUAGAUGAAGGAGCUUUUCAAAAUGUUACCAAUCUACAGCGGCUGUUGCUGGAUGGAAAUCUUCUGGAGGAUGACUCCAUCACUCCUGGUACCUUUAAGAACAUGGUCAACCUCAAGGAGCUUACGUUAUCCCGUAAUUCUCUCACAGUACCGCCACCUUUGCUUCCUUCUGUGUCUCUAGUUAAACUGAACUUGCAGGAGAACCAGAUUAAAGACAUUCCUGUUUCGGUUUUCUCUGAGCUCAGGAAGCUUGAGAAACUGGAUCUAUCGACUAACCUGCUACAGACUGUACCACAGGGCGUGUUUGAUGAGCUGAGAAGCCUGACAAAUCUCAAUGUUCGAAGCAACCAUUGGCGCUGUGAUUGUGCUAUUAAGUGGAUUGUCUUUUGGCUGAAGUCCUUGCCAUCUUCCGUGAACGUCCGCGGAUUUACAUGUCAUCAACCAGAGAAGCUAAAGGGCAUGAUAAUCCGAGAACUCAACCUUGACAUCCUUCAGUGUCCAGCUGGUACUGAAAUCGAUCCGUGGCUCACUCGCUUACCUCCAUCCACAUCGCCGCCUCAUAGAACCACCAUCCUUCCCAGAACCACCCCCAGCACCACAAUAUCAUCCACAGUUUUCCACCCAACCACGACCAAUCCCACGCCUCUGGUGCCCAAUUUUCCACCUGCUCCCUAUCCUCCCUAUGAAGACCCUUUGAAAAUAUCCUUGAAUGUCGUGAAUGGCACAUGUGUCGAGGUUAGCUGGGAAUCUUAUUUCACCGUGACAGCUUACAAAGUCACUUGGGUCAAGAGGAGUCAGAAUUUAAUGAUGGAUAUUAGCCAAGAGAGGACUGUCCCUGGAGAGCAACGGAGAAUUAACUUGUACGACCUGGAACCUAGAUCCAAGUACCGGAUCUGCGUUUACAUUCUGGAUUCCUUAAAUAGUUACAGACCCGGAGAGGAUACGAUCUGUUCGGAGAUCAGGACCAAAUCCGCCUCUAGAAACUCCAACAAUCCGUCUGAGUCGGAUCAGGUGGCACAGCAGGACGUCACGUCUACGUUUCUGUUAGCUGGCGUGAUCGGUGGCGUUGUGCUGCUUGUUUUGAUUAUAUUACUUAGCCUCUUUUGCUGGUACAUGCACAAGAAGAGCAGGUCUGCCUGUUCCUCGUCCAAAUGGAAAUACAACAGAGGCAGGAGAAAAGAUGACUACUGUGAAGCUGGCACCAAGAAGGAUAACUCCAUCCUGGAAAUGACCGAGACCAGCUUUCAGAUUGUGCCGCUGAACAAUGAGCAGCUUCUAAAGGGCGAUUUCAGGAUCCAACCCAUUUACACACCCAACGUUGGCAUUGGAUACAGAGACUGCCACCUCAGUAACAACAGCAUUGUUUAUUGCAAGAGCAGCAACGUUCCUGGUGUGGAAUUUUGCCACACGUGAUGCUAUGAUCAUUUUUUAAAAAAAGACGUAAUAAACAUUCACUGUACGAUUGUACAAUGCACACACACACACACACACACACACACACACACAUACACACACACACAGUUUUAUAUCUAAAUCUAAAUCUGAAUAUAUUCCCCCAUGGUAAUUUAUAUUGCAGACAAUUACGUGGAGUUCGGCUUUGGGUUUGUUUUUUAUUUUUCUUAGCAAAUGGUUUUGUAAUUAGCGUGGACCUGGUGUAAGUCAGUGGUGUUAAGUGCAUUAGUCCAGGUUUUCUGCCUCUCGGGUGUGAACGUGGAUACCUUGCUAAGAACUGAAAUACAAACCCCUGCGGUGAAACAGUAGUUAAGAUAACAAACUGGUCAGGAAAAUUAAACAGCGCUGAUUAGCCUGCAGUGGAAAAAAUAAUACAGGAGCGGAGCUGUUUUUAUUUUUUUUGUGCGGUCUUGUUGUCGACGUGGCGGAGUGAAGCAGUCGAUCAGGAAAUGAGCUUUUUCUGAAAGUCACUUCUGAACACGGUUACAACAUUUCAACACCGCAAAAACUUGCGAGGGGCCAAGAGCACGAGCUGUGAGUUGAUCUACAAGCUGGCGUAGUGUUUGGUUUGGCUUUCUGCCACCAGAGGGCAGUUUUUUUUUCCUCUGGAGGAUUCUUUCAACCAUUAACCAAACGAUACGGAUCCAAUCCCACUAAUUUCAUAUUGCUUUUUUUGUUCUUGCUGUCCUGUGUAGAUUUUCAUGUCAAACAAAAAGUCAAACAUAGAGAGGGCUGCUGGGCUUUCGGGAGGUUUUUCGAGCAGGUGUCUAUGAGCUCAUACACUCAAUCACUGGUCUUUAAGGUCUGCGUGUCUCGCUCUGGAGGCUCCUUACAAAUUAUUUUAGUGGAUUUACAAAUUAUACACCCUUCCUAACGAGUGCUGGAGUCUGUGGUGUGUUAUUAUCUCAUAAAGCAAUGUUAUUUCUGGUCCAUAUUGAGGUCGACACCUCACAUAGUCUUUUCUGCCUUUCACUUUUCCGGAAAUCUCGAUCUCUCUGUUACCUCCUUUGUGCUUACAGGGUUACAGGUAUGGCUCGGAUUUUCCUCUGUUUUGCUUUUACUGAUCAAGUGCUAGUUUAAUCAGGCAGCUGUUUAGAUAGGAUGAUGAAUUGUGGGGCAGCAAAUAAAAAAAGCUUCUUGAAUCCCAGUUGCUAUGUGCCAGAGCUUGGUUUGCCUUCAGAUCCCUGCAUGAGCGCAAUUAAAACUAUUUUUAAUGCCGCGCUGGUUUUUCCAAGCCGGGGCGCCUGCUUAGGGACGCCAUCUUUUUUCACCAUAGAGAAGUCCUUAUUAUGCACUGUUACUCUCUGACUUUAUUUGCUUUGACAAGAUUUUAUUUCGUGGGUCAAGUUCAAAGAAUCUCUCCCCUCUCGCUCAUAAUCCCUGGUUCUGAAAAAAAGGAAGGAAAGAAAAAGAAAAAGGACGAGAAAUAUGCAGAGGUUAUUUUCGCCCUGGAGGAAUGAAUCAGGAAAAAGAGAGAGAGAGCGAGAGAGAAGAGGCUGAUUGAAAGCAUUUAACCCUUUGUAGGCCAGCAGGGUAAUAACCUUUAUGAAAUAAACCCAGAUUGUGAACAUCAUCGAGGUCAGAUUGUUAAGAGCGGAGACGUGAUUCGAAGUCCACAUGUUCGAACUGUAAAAAAAAACCACAAGUAUUUUGUUCGUGUAGCGAAAACAGAUGUGUGUCUCUGAGAAAGAAGAAAGACAAAAGAGCUACUGGACUUUUUGCGGCUGUCGAAGUAUUUUUCUCAGACCGCCCUGACCCGCAUUCCAAACAGCACCAGACUGUGUUUGAGAAUUAAAUCACAACUUUAUUUUAUUCAGAACUUUUUAAUUAAACAGUGAUGUGCGGUUCAUCACCAAAAAGUUCUGAAUUCUUCCUAAAAGUUUGACAUGUUGUUCUUUGAGAAAUAAUAAAAAUUGUGCUAUCAGAGAAAUGAAAGAAGUAGAGGUGUGCUGUUAUAGGAAAACAAUCAACUUCACGGAUUGAAGAGGAACUCCAUCACUAGGUGUUUUAUUGCGUAUGUAUAAUGAUGGAGCUGAUUCCCCACUCUAGAGCUUUGCGGCUAAAGUAAUGGCAGCCCAUAGCCACCAGUUCAGCACUGUGCACUUACUCACUGUAUGUGAUUUUGCUAAAUGCUAAACUAGCACCACUUUGCUAAUCAAAUCUUUUAAAAGAACAUUCUAAUUGGAUGACAUUUUCGUCUUUAACCUCUGCAGCAUUUCUUUCUCGCUGUAAACGACGUGAUCUUCAUACUGGUCUCAAAUCAAGACUUAGAUCCAGGUUUUCUUCCUUUUUUCAGAAGCACCAAUGCUUCGUACGUAGCCACGAUGAUUAACGGCUCACUAGCUCAUGCUUACUUAGCGAUCAUGCUCACCCUUCCUGAAAGUGAGCACAGGAGCUCAGAAACUUUCGUCCACUUUGAUUUAUUUUUUUUUGUAUUUUUUGUGAAGGCGGAUUUUAACGAAUAGCUGUGGAUUUAACGCGUCAUGUUUCAUAAAACUGUACAGACUCUCUCUCUCGCUCUCGCUCACUCUCUCUCUUUCUCUCUCUCUCGCUCUCACAUGCGCUCUCUCUCUCUCACUCUCUCUCUCGCUCUCUCUUGCUCUCACAUGCACUCUCUCUCUCACUCUCUCUCUCUGUUUCUUUCUCUCUCUUUCUCUCUCUCUGGUGGAUUUUAUUCUCCAAUGUUCACUGAUUGAGUCCAGACUGUUUUUUUUUUUUUUGUUCCGAAAUUCAUGACGAAUGUUUUUAAUCAUCAGCUGCACCGCUAAAGUUUCAGAGAAAGAAAGCAGGAGUGGAAAUUACCGAAAAGACAUUUCGCGGUAUUUUUUUUUGCAUUAUAAUGACUUGGUGACUCAGAUGUUGAUGUUUUGUAUUUAUUUGUAGAAGGUUUAUUCGGUGGGUCUGCACUGAUCCAGACCAGAAUAAUUAGCAGAAAUGGUGUUGAGGUGGGUUUAAAAAUUUUUUUAUAAAUAAAAAAAAACGCUGUUUUGGUAUGUCCUCAAAUCUUUAGUUCCAUUUAGAGGAAGUGGAACCUUCCCAAUAUCAAUCCUUAUUUAAUUAUUAAUUAUUUAAUUAUUUAAUUUUACUAAAGAACACACACUUGCUUAUUUUGGGAAAAGAAACAAACAAAAAAAGCCAUAACGUCUAUAAAUCUCUAGCAUUUUGAUUAUUAUCUUUACCUCCAGCUCUAAAACAUCAUCAUCACGACCCUGUAAACCUUUCCUUUAUAUUCUGGUUUAAACCAGAUAAACCCGAGAGAUCCACUGCAACCAAAGCCACUUUUUCUUCAUCUUUUUUAUUUUAUUUCAGGAUCUCAUUGUUGUGUCAUGUACGUGCCUUGAAAAUGAAUUUACAAUGUAGUCCUCAACACCUUUAAUGUUUUUUGCACAAAUUGUACAUAACGAAGUUUUUUGUUUGUUUGUUUUUGUUUUUUUUUAAAUAAAGAACUUGGAUUUGAA